Thrips palmi is the source of this 3441-nucleotide messenger RNA. RefSeq names its product dolichyldiphosphatase 1-like. Lineage: Eukaryota; Metazoa; Arthropoda; Insecta; Thysanoptera; Thripidae. The record is from RefSeq and is a predicted model, not a curated record. The transcript has 6 exons. Bases 19 to 756 code for a protein of 245 amino acids. Gene Ontology annotation, molecular function: sphingosine-1-phosphate phosphatase activity.
GUUCUGCAGUUAGUAAACAUGGCGGCUUCGGGAAGCAGCCCACUGCACUCCCAAAUACCAGUUAUGGAGAAACUAAAGUGGAAACCGUUAUCUCUAACGCUUGUCGAAUAUCCUGAAGGUGACUUGAUUGGUCAGCUUUUCGCACUAGUGAGUUUAACACCCUUCGCUAUACUUGCGGGUUUUAUCACACUUAUGCUGUUCCGAAGAGAUCUACAUACAAUUGCAUUUUUCCUUGGGAUAAUUUUAAAUGAAUUAGUCAACUUUUUAUUGAAAAAUUGGUUCUGUGAGCCUCGUCCAUUAGUAAGAAAUGUGACUUACCAAGAAUAUGGGAUGCCCUCAUCACAUUCCCAAUUUAUGUGGUUCUUUGCUACAUAUUGUGCUUUGUUUGUGAUAAUCAGGCUCACGCACACUAAUAAUCAUUAUCAUAUGGAGUGGUUGUGGAAAGGGUUGUUAUUGUUUGUGACAAAUUCAUUUGCUUCCUGUGUCUGUAUCAGCCGAGUUUACCUUCAAUACCAUACUUGGACCCAAGUUUUUGGGGGUGCCAUUGUUGGAGGCACUCUUGGCACCAUCUGGUUUACUCUAGUCACCUGUGUUUUUAGUCCUUUUUUCCCUACUAUAGCUUCCUGGAGGAUAUCUGAACUUUUGUUGAUACGUGAUUCAUCACUCAUCCCCAAUGUGCUCUGGUUCGAGUACACAAACAUUCGUCAAGAGGCUCGUGCACGCAGCCGCAAACUAGUGUCUAUGAAGAGUCAAUGACACCUGCUGGGUGGGGCGCCACUGAGAUAUUCCAGAGUUGAUGAAUGGACGUCCCUCAUUAAAUAUUUCUUCCAGCGCAAGUAAUGUGUGUUAAUGUUUGCGACAAAAUGCACAAAAUUGUGCUACUACUGUUGAGUGUUGGUUGUACCAAAAUUUUCAUUCUAGAACUCAUCAAACAGCACAAUUGCUGUCUUAAAUGUUAAACAAGACUUUUUUGAAAAUUUUAAAUCCUGCCAGAGCGCUUAGGGAUCUUUACUCACAUUUAUAAUCUUUUUACUAGUCCUGGUAUUUAAGAUAUAUUUAAAUCUGAUUAAGACUAAGUACUGUUAGGCUGCACUUUACACAUUUUCUCGACUUGCAGUUCUUGUGUCAAUGAUUCUCAGCAUAUUGACUUCUAGAUCUUGACUUUGCCUCAUCUCACUGAACUCUCAUGAGAACAACUAGUUUGCUCUGUCAAUUAAUUUAAUUGGAGGAUGACCUGUAUGAUCAAAAUUGUUGAAAAUUUGAAUAAUCAUGUGUAAAAAUGAUAAAGUUUUAGACAAUGCAAUAUGUUUUUAUGCCCCUUUCAGACAGUUGUAAUAUAUAUACUUUUGUAUGUCUCCACCCAACAAUGUUUGUAAGAGUUGUGUAAGUCUCAUGUAUUUUGGAAUCUUUUUCUCUAGGUAUAUUUGUGUAUGCCACCUUGUAAUCCUUCCUCUUUGGCAUUUAUAUGGUUUGCAUGUACCAAGAAAUUAAGUGUUCCCCUCAGACCAGUUUAGACACAUUUUCUAGUUAUUGAGUGGACAGACAUGAGCAAAAUGUUAUCAAAAGAGCCCAAUUUUCCCCCUGUUUGGAGUCUUAGCUGCUUAAUGGCUACUCUGUUGGUAGUAUGGUUUUGUAUCUUGUAGCUUACAAAUAUUUAAGACUGUAAUCUUUCUAAAUAUCUUUGUCUGUCUUUGAUUUCUGAGUUCCCUGUCAUUGUUGCAAUAUGAAGGCCCCAAAAUCUCUGCUUGAUUUGUGACAUUAAUUAUUCUGCUCAAACUCUUGAUGGAUUCCAACCUUUGAACUGUCGCAACCAUGUCUAAGCAAACUGUUUGACUGAAAACACUAUCUACUACUGCUUUACUUUGACAUUUGGUUCUGUCCAAGGGCUCCAUGAAUAUUGUCACAUUGGCUACUUUUGUUGUUAUUAUUAAAUCAAAUUUCUUUGGGGUGUCUUAUUGCAGCUCAUUGCCUGAAAGACUGACUAUUGAUUGCAAUGACAGGUUUAUUAGAAGUCAACAGAAGUCAAUGCUACUGAUCAUCACAGUGUAAACUGAAGUUGAAUGUUUCACUAUUGACAAUAAUAAAUGUUUCAGAUACAUUUAGCAUGUCACUGUUUUUGUCUAUUUCUGUACCAUUUUGAUGAGAAGCUUAUGAGUAACACUGAGUUGUUAGCACUGGAAAUAUGCUCGAACUAUUUUGGUCAUUUAGUACUGCUACACAAGUGUUACUGAAACGCUCAACUUUAAAGUGGUCACUCACAGCCACAGCUAGACGCAUCUCUACAAACAUUUAAAUAUUCCCUCUAAUUUCUAAUUUCGUGAGUGCGUUUUUGAUGACCUUAAUGAAUGCCAAAUAUGAUGUAACUUGUUAUGAUCUUCCACUUUCUAUGGUGAUUUGUAAUAUUUUUAAUUUAAUUUUCUUCCAUAAAGUGUUUUACUGUUAUAAAUUUCCAUAAUUUUAAAUUUUGGUGUGAUGUUUUAAUGAAGAAGAUGAAAAAGUAUGUAAAGCUUUGAUGUCUAUGUUGUCUAUGCAAAUUAAGCACUGCCCCAAAAAAAAUUUUUCUCUGUAAAUCUCUGCAAGUUCUUGAACAAAAUGUUCCAGGCUUAAACUUGUACGCACAAAAAUUACAAUACUAUAGUGACUGAGUUCAGACAGUAUUUAGUGAACUAUUUUGAGAGAAAUAGCAAAAAGUGUAUCAUGUUCAUAUUUUCUACAUCUCUCAUUUAAGAUUUUUACAAGUGUGAGAUUUUUCUGUCUGGUUAUUUUACUCUUUACGAGAUAAAUAGGAGUCCUCUUCCAAAUCAGGUGUACUGUAGGUGUUUUGUAGCAGAUAAUCGCUCACUUAUUCAGUGUCUUUAUUUCCUUCCAGUUUAUCUGGAAGAAAACAUGUGCACUGAUAGAUGUUUGGAAAUCAAAGAUCUCAUCUAGGCUUCAAUAUUUUCUCUUGUGAUUAAUGUGGGAAAACUACCUAGUUUAUUGUGAUCAUUUCACUCUUGUGCUUUCCUGUGGGUGCAUAAUUAGUCUAGAUAGCCUGCCUCAGUUUAGAAUUAUCUUCAUUUUUGCUCUGGGACAAAUACUGUACAUAAACCUGCCUCAACACAUGUAUUCUCUGUGAUCCUUUCGCAUAAUUUAAAUUCUACAUAGGAUGUAAACUAGUCUUUGUGCACUACUCUGGUGAAAAUAUAAAGAAACAGUUACAGCAAACUGCCAUUGGAAAUUCUGUGAACAAGGGCAAUGUCCACUUGACACCUUGCACUUAACAUCCACCUUUUAUUUUCCCCAGGGUAUUAUAUUUGAAUUGUUAAAAUUAAUCUUUAAUCGUGUCAUAAUAUAGCAAAGCACUAAAGUUUCUAAUUAAGUUGUGUCGACUAAUCACCUGCAACGUAGUAUUCUGAAAGAAAGGGACAUUUUAAAAAUGAUAAAGAUCUGAUGAAACAACCU